GCGGCGGGCGGUGAGCGGGCUGCUGCGAUGUGGCUGAAGCCCGAGGAGGUGCUGCUGAAAAAUGCCCUCAAGCUGUGGGUGCAGGAGCGCUCCAACCAGUACUUCGUGCUGCAGAGGCGGCGGGGCUACGGCGAGGAGGGCGGAGGCGGGCUGGCAGGUCUUCUUGUGGGAACAUUAGAUGCUGUGUUGGAUUCUACAUCAAAAGUUGCCCCGUUUCGCAUCCUGCAUCAGACACCAGACUCUCAAGUCUACUGGUCCAUUGCAUGUGGAUCCAGCAGAGAAGAAAUAAUAGAACACUGGGACUGGUUAGAACACAAUGUUAUGAAGACUUUAUCAGUUUUUGAUUCAAAUGAAGAUAUUACGAGCUUUGUCCAGGGAAAGAUAAGAGGUUUGAUUGCUGAAGAGGGAAAAGGUUCUUUUGUAAAAGAAGAUGACCCUGAGAAGUUUCGAGAAGGUCUUAUGAAGUUUGAGAAGUGCUUUGGAUUACCAGAGCAAGAGAAGUUGGUUACCUAUUACUCCUGCAGUUAUUGGAAGGGCAGAGUGCCCUGUCAAGGAUGGCUUUAUCUCAGUACCAACUUCCUCAGCUUUUACUCGUUUUUACUGGGAGCAGAAAUAAAACUUAUUAUCUCCUGGGAUGAAAUAUCAAAACUUGAGAGGACUUCCAACGUGAUUCUGACAGAAAGCAUUCAUGUGUGCUCCCGUGGGGAAGAUCACUAUUUUUCCAUGUUUUUACACAUUAGUGAAACAUUCCUUCUCAUGGAGCAGCUGGCAAACUAUGCUGUUAGGAGGCUUUUUGACAAGGAGACAUUUGAAAAUGACCUAGUCCUUCAUGACCCCCUGCAGAUCACCAAGAGGGGCCUAGAGAACCGUGCCCACAGUGAGCAGUUUAGUGCAUUCUUCAGGCUACCCAAAGAAGAGACCUUGAAGGAAGUUCAUGAGUGCUUCUUAUGGGUUCCUUUCAGUCAUUACAACACCCAUGGGAAAAUGUGCAUUUCAGAAAACUACAUCUGUUUUGCUAGCCAGGAUGGCAGCCUGUGCAGUGUAAUCAUUCCAUUAAGAGAGGUCACAGGGGUGGAUAAGUCAGAUCCAGCCAACAGAGGAGUCAGCAUUAGUACCAAAGGAAAGACAGCUUUUCGUUUCACGGAGGUUAGAGAUUUCGAACAGCUUGUGGAAAAGCUCAGAGUGAAAUGCAAUGCAACUUCAAGUCCACAACACAUCAUAAAUACAGAGGUUGCAACUAGUUCUGCCUCUGACAGUCCAAAGGGUUUCGAUGUGGGACCAUUACAGAUCAGUCAGAGAGAUAACAGCAAAACUGUCAGUACUGAAGCCCUGAUGACUGUCUACCAUCCUCAGGAUGCUGAGAAUCUGGACUCUAAAAUGUUGAAAGAAAAAAUGAAAGAACAGUCCUGGAACAUCCUCUUUGUGGAACGGGGACGUGGUGUCAGUAUGUUUCGCACCAAGAAGACUCGUGACCUUGUUGUAAGAGGGAUCCCAGAGGCACUGAGAGGAGAGCUCUGGUUACUCUUCUCAGGUGCUGUCAAUGAUAUGGCAUCCAACCCAGGUUAUUACACCGAGUUGGUGGAAGAGUCCUUAGGAAUGUGCACUUUAGCUACGGAUGAAAUCGAACGAGAUUUACGUCGCUCCUUACCUGAGCAUCCCGCCUUUCAAAGUGACACAGGAAUUUCUGCCCUUAGGAGAGUUCUUACAGCUUAUGCACACAGGAAUCCCAAAAUUGGAUACUGUCAGGCCAUGAAUAUUUUGACAUCAGUCCUUCUGCUGUAUGCUAAAGAGGAGGAAGCAUUCUGGAUUUUGGUUGCCGUGUGUGAAAGGAUGCUACCUGAUUAUUUCAAUCGUCGAAUCAUUGGUGCCUUGGUAGAUCAGGCAGUGUUUGAGGAGCUCAUCAGGGUUCACCUGCCUCAGUUGACAGACCACAUGACGGACAUGACUUUUUUCUCCUCGGUCUCUCUCUCCUGGUUCCUUACCCUUUUUAUCAGUGUGCUGCCUAUUGAAAGUGCAGUCAAUGUGGUGGACUGUUUCUUCUAUGAUGGAAUAAAGGCAAUCUUGCAGCUGGGUCUUGAAGUACUGGAAUACAACAUGGAGAAGUUGCUGACUUGUAAGGAUGAUGCAGAAGCAGUCACUGUUCUGAACAGAUUUUUUGACAGUGUCACUAACAAAGACAGUCCUUUGCCUCCAGCUGUGCAGCAGGGCUCCAACCUCAGUGGUGCAAAGGGUGACCAUCCAAAAGUGGACAUUACUGAUCUGAUCCGAGAGUCAAAUGAGAGGUAUGGAGAUAUCCGAUACGAGGAUGUUGAGAGCCUGCGCUGCAGGAACAGGCUGUAUGUGAUCCAGACAUUGGAAGCUACAACCAAGCAGAAUGUGCUACGUGUUGUGUCCUUGGAUGUAAAAUUCAGUCCUAGUGAUCUUGAGGAACUGUAUGAAUUAUUUAAGAAGGAGCACUUUCUUUCCUGUUAUUGGAAUGUAAAUAGUCCUGUCUUGCAACAUCAUGAUGCCAGUCUGCCCUAUCUUGACCAGUACCGGAUCGAUUGCCAGCAAUUCAGGGUUCUCUGUCAUCUCUUGAGCCCCUGGUCACACUGUGCAAACAGAGACUCGCUUGCAUUGUGGACCUUCAGACUGAUGGAUGAGAGCUCUGAUUGCCUUAUAAACUUCAAACAAUUUGCCUGUGUUCUUGACACCAUGUAUAAUGGAAGUUUCACUGACAAACUCAAGCUACUUUUUAAGUUGCACAUCCCUCCAGCUUUUACUGAAGUAGAAUCUCUAAGCCCUUCCAAAGGUGGUGAUCUUUCAAAAGAAGAACUAAUCCACUUCAGCCAACUUGGUGUUUCAUCUGUUGGGGACAAUCUUGAAAGUGAUUCAUUGAAGAGCAGCCCAGAAAAAGUAGGAAAGGGGAAGGUCGAUAUUCAGGCAUAUCUGAAGCAAUGGCAAGAUGAGCUGCUUAAAAAAGAAGAAAACAUUAAGGAUUUGCCAAGAAUGAAUCAGUCCCAGUUCAUCCAGUUCUCAAAAACCCUGUACAAUCUGUUCCACGGGGAUCCCGAGGAGGAGCUGUUGUACCGGGCUAUAGCCAUGGUUACCAGCCUCCUGCUGAAAAUGGAAGAGGUUGGGAGAAGACUGCAGAGUCCCAUGUCACCAGUAGAAGGUCCUGUUGCUGUGAUGGAGCUGCCUGCUGAAAUCCCCAGGGAAGGGCAGACUGAAGGCAGUAGAGCACAGAGUUUGAGAGGUAACCAUGAAUGGUCUUUUGCCUUCGAACAGAUUCUGGCAUCCUUAUUAAAUGAGCCAGCCUUUGUGAGAUUUUUUGAGAAACCUCAUGACAUAAAAGUUAAAAUAGAGAGUGCUAAAAAUUUACAGCUUAAAGCAAGAACCAGAGUGUAAUUUUCUUUACCUUUGACUCUGAAGUAGCCACAUAAAGUGCUUGCAAAGGAAGGCUGUUACGAUGGGAAUUGAGCCUGGUGUUUACAUAGGGAAUGGAGUUUGAAGAGUUAGCUUUAAAUAUCAGAUUACUGGUAUGUCAUGUAAAUAAAAAUAGUUUAAAGCACAAUCACUUUCUUGCAUUGUUCAUAAGUUUCACACUAAAAAAAGGACUGAGUAAUAAUCUGUCUUUACCAUGUUAUUAAAAUAACAGUGUUGCUUGGGAAUCCUGGAUGUGACCUACUGCAAACCUGACUGGCAGCUCAGAGUGUGUGCUCUCCAGGUUCAUUUCUGGUACUGGGAUCAAAGGCAUGGCUUCCAGCCAUUUUCACUUAAAAGGAGUAUCAAUAGCUUACAGCUUGUCUUCUAGGUUAGUUUAAUUAGUUAUUUCCAAUCUUAGAUGUGGACUGGGAUGACAACCAAGAAGAGAGUUUAUGGUAGGAAGAGGAGCAUGAGGUUAGAGAAGAAAGUUGCUCUGCUCUCAGUUCCUCUGCUUUGGUGUUACCAGUGGUCCUGGACUCUUGCAGAUUCCAGCCCCUUGUUGGCAGUUUGAAGACUGCAUUCUCCCAGACCAUGUCUCAGUUUUGGCAACAAACAACUGGUUUGCUGCUUUUCUAGCUCAGCCUAUGUAUGAAUUCUCUUUCCCAUUUUCAUACCAAUCCUUCUACAAUACAGGUGAAAAGGAUGGAAGCUUGUUUGGUCAUCCAGGCUGUACAGAGGUGCCAAAGCUAGUACAGAUUGUUGAAAUCAAGGGAAAGCAGUGGCUAAAUCUGUCUCGAGUAUGUGGUGGUCUUUCAUCUGGCUCCUCUGGCAAGUGUUGGCUCUUAGGAGCAUGUUGAUGAACUGUGUAGUGUUGCAUGUGUUUGGAAAGCCCAAGCACAGACCAUUUGCUGCUCCAUAGUUAGCUGACUACUGAGCUGCCAGGGACAGACUGCAGUUGCUCCUUUGCCUACCCUGAGUCUGUACCUCAACCUAGUGAUUAGAGUCCUUCUUUUCUGUAGCUCUCUGGCUUGUUUCUGCUGAAACACUUUCAGUCUGCCAGGAUUCAUGGCAACAAGAAAAUCCUCUGGAAUUUGACUUGAAAUUUUUAAUGUGUAAAAAAUGAUACAGGAAAGAUCCUGUGGAGGGAAGCUCAGCCAGCAUGAAUGCUCAUAAGGGGUGACCUUGAACCUUUGAUUUGGUAGCUGGAAUGAGUUUAGAGAAAGAGGGAAAAAGCUUGUAUUUUAACAACAAAGAGCUUGUAUUUUAACAGUAAACUGGGACUCUGCUAAGCUAGUUUAAAAUGUCAGUUUCUAAAGCCUAUGACAAUCUUUCUCUGCAGAGCAGUGUUAUUUUUAUACUGUGCAUAUUUUUUUUGUAAAGAAGCAGAAUGGGGAUGGUGCCAUUAACAGAGGCAUCUCCUGCAAUACUAAUAUGAAUGAAGAGCAACAUGAAAUUGUGUUACAAGCACUUGGUGAAAUACCAACACUGCAAUUGGUGUUAAAUUUCCCAUGCUGCUUCUAAAGAAUACAGUUUUGAUCAGGAACAAUGAAUUUGUGAAUUAUUUCUCCUAUUCUCCCCUAUACUCUCAGGUAUUAAUAUAAAAUAAAGUUUUAUUGAAUGAACAGUAACUCCAAAACCUAUAUCAUAGAUGUGAGAAACGAGGAAGCUUUUUUCAGCAGGCUUCCCAAAGGAAUUACCCUUGAUGUCAUAUAAUACUGACUUGUAUUUUUAUGUGUAAAAUAGAAAAAGCAAUUUAUCCAUCCAUAUGGGUGUUUUUCUGAGGCAAAGUUGGGCAACACUGUGUUACUUUUAAAAUGUGUUUACUCACUGUUUUCCUACUGUUUUAGAAAUAGAAAGUAGAUGAUACUGUUGUGACCUGAUCUAGGUGAACCUGCUUCUGCAAGGGGGUUGGACUAGAUGAUCUCUAAAGGUCCCUUCCAACCCCUACCAUUGUAUGAUUCUGUUGUUCUAGUUAAGGAUGUACUCAGAUAUGGUUUGCUCAGUGAGUAAUACUUCUGCAAACAGCCAUGCUGAAAUUAAUAGGGCCCCAUGAAAACAGAUGCAGCUGCCCCUCCAAGAAGCUUUUGUAGGUUUUUGGUGGGUAAUGUGUAUUUCAGGAAGUCAUCAAAGCUAUCAUCUGUUUGCUAAGCAAGGUAGCAUGGAGAUAGGAGAGUCCUGAUACUCAAUGACAUUUCUUGAUUGUGAGCCAAGAUGUUAAGAACCAAGUACACAAGACUGUACUGAAAGAACCUGCAAAAUACAGGAGCCUGGUGACAUUACAUGGUUUGUUUAUGCAAAACUGAUGCCUUUGUACAGUGCCAUUUCCUCUUAGUGUCAAUGCAAGAGACUGUAGGGCCAUUACCAGUCAUGUAGUAGCUCUUGCAGAUAUCAUAUAGAUGUAUAAAGAGAGAUUACCAGCAUAUAUAUAUAUAUAUUUAUAUAGACAUAAUAAAAUAGGUUUAAGGUGAGAAGCUGGGCUACGUAGGGGAACACCAACUUUGACUGCAUGGAUUUUCUGUUCCAUUGCUUGUAUUUUUUUCCCCCAAAGGGUAAAGUCUUUAAAUGUUUCCUGUGCCAGACCUGCAAGCUGGUCCAGCCAGGUUGCUGAGAGGACCAGGUUAGUGUGUGAGCCUGGGCACGAGGAUUGGAGUGAGUGGCUUUGAGGGGGGCUGACAGUGCUCAGCAGCUGCCUGGCUGCCAGGUACUGCUUUUGGGAGUCCAUGGGGCAUGGCCUGAGUCCUUGGGGACAUCUAGAUGUAGCAAACACCAGCUGUUCCCAAGGAGCCUGGCCCAGGGAUGUGUUUGCUGGGCUGCUUCCACUGUGUGCAAUAACAUCCAGGGACUCCUGUGCUUUGCUUUGUGACAAAAGGAAAGCUCCAAGGAGCUGGAGCAAUAGAAGCUCUUUCCCUUUUUCAGUCCCAAAAGGGGAUGCCUUGCCUUCAAAGCCCUGCCUUGUCAGGGCCAGAGCCUCCCAUGCCAUCCAGGUUUUUGACUGUCUGAAGUUGCUGGUGGUGCAGAGCUGAAGGCAGGUUCUGCCCGUGCUGCAGGGGUGCUGGGACUGCAGUGGGAGUGCUGGCGAGCAGCCUGCUGCUUACAGAGUGUCUGGCCCAGAAUUACUCAGCUGCUUCCCAAGGGGGGGACUUUCCAUUCCAGUUGCAACUUGGCAGUGUUUUUGACCUUUGCACAGUUCAUUCAGGAACAGGAAGCAGGGUGAUUGUGAGCACUGAGGUGACCUUUCAUGUAUCUAAGUUGGGGUUUUUUUCCUGUAGCACUUUUCAUGAAGUUAUCUGUCAUUUUUGCUUCAGUCAUAGGAAAUAAAUGGAUGUGCAUCAUUCAGUACAAAAUAGGCAGCUGUAGGUAGGAUAGAGAUGGCUAAAGGUAGCUUAUACAGUUUUAAAAUUGCACUACCUGCUGCAUCACCAGCGUGACUUGGCAGCUCGGCCAUGGUUCCUGACCCUCACACUGCACAGUCCUUUCUCAGGGCUGGGCUGCUGUUAUUGUUGCUCUGCAUAUAAGAAGCCUUUUGUCAGCCCUAAUCCAAGCCCAGGGGGUGCCCAGCAGGGCUGCCCUGUCCCCUCCAUUGGGGAACCUGCACUCGAGGUGAGUGCUGGCAGCCCUGACCACCACCACGGGCUCACUGCUUGGCCUCUUUGUGUGUUCACUGAGCUCUGGCCUGGAACACAUGAGCUGUGGGAAUAGCUCAACUGAUAGGAAUAGAAAUAAGCCCUUUCCACCACAGAGGAGAACUGCUUGUCAUUCAGCCAUCAGCAUUUCAUGGCACAUGGAAAUAGUCGCUGCCUUCAGAUCUUAAAGGUCUUUUUCAACCUAAACAAUUCUGUGAUCACUGUAAUGAUUAGAUAAUGAUGUACUUUUAGAACAGUUUACUACCACAGUGACUAAGAAAUAGCUGUGUGUUGAUUUUUAUUAGCAGUAUCUCAUCCAGUUGUACCAUAAGAGGUUCUUGAUGGUGACUGAUUGCACUUGUUAGCUGGACUAAAACAGAAAGAAAUAUUUCAGUUUGUUUCUGGAAAAACAGGCUAUUGUGUGGGUUUUGCUAUAGCUUUGUCACUUCACCAAGAAGGCAACACACAUUUGUAUUGGCACGUUGGGAUUUUUCCUACCAUGUGUUGUAAGCAGAAGUACUGUAAGACAAGUAGGGUGCUCAAUAAAAAGUUGUUUCGCUUAAGAAAAAAAA
Colius striatus (speckled mousebird) is the source of this 7600-nucleotide messenger RNA. RefSeq names its product TBC1 domain family member 8B (gene TBC1D8B). NCBI's taxonomy places the organism in Eukaryota, Metazoa, Chordata, Aves, Coliiformes, Coliidae. Bases 28 to 3387 code for a protein of 1119 amino acids. The transcript is spliced from 21 exons. The record is from RefSeq and is a predicted model, not a curated record.